Molecule: messenger RNA, 1938 nt
Organism: Phytomonas sp. Hart1
Lineage: Eukaryota; Euglenozoa; Kinetoplastea; Trypanosomatida; Trypanosomatidae
Source: the annotation of a GenBank genome assembly
AUGCAGCCCUUAUUUCACGAGUCCGAGCCCCCCUCUGAGGGCGCCUCGCCCCUUUCACGGCUCAUUCCCUUCGAGGUCCCUCCCCUUUCCGGCCCCAGACGGCAAAAGCGGCAUCGCAGCAGUGGCCGCGGGCCUUCUUCGGCCCUUUUACGCUCUCCUCCUUCCCGUUCGGUUUUUUUUUGGUCUUCCCCGCAGGGGUCUGUCGUGUUUCGCGCGUUGAGGGGCUUUUUGGAGCUCGGCGACCGCCCCCACGCGGCGUACGCGGCCCUCAUGGCGACCUUCGCGGGCCCCUCCUGGUCCUCCGCCGUCCGCCUCCGCGGAGGGCGAGAGGGGAAUAAGGGGAAAAGGGAAGGAAAUGAAGCGGAAGGGGAGAUCGGCGGGGUGUCGGGAAAUACGGUCGAGCGCCUUUCCCGGGCGGCGCUCCAGCAGGCCCUCGCCCUGGUCUGCGGGGUUAUCGCGGCGGAUAGCGAGGGCAGACUUCUCCUUCCUACCCUACCAAAUACUUCUUCAUUAUCACCUCCUCGAGGCGUGAUGGCGCUUUAUUGCGCCUUGCAAGGCCUCGGCCUCGAGCUGGAGGACGUCUCCGCGCAGCUGGCCCUUUUAAAUAAUACGACUAAUAACGAACCAAACGAUAUCAACGCAGUGGAGGAAAAGAAACGAGAGGGGUUGCGUGCACAACUUGAUCGAAUUCUUCGUCAAGUUGAACAGUGCGUGAAUGCGAUGGAGCAAACCUUGAUUGAUAUCAUCCUUUCCAUCCCGCAGGAUUCCGAUUUCAGUUUGUUCGCGACCAUGCACCUACCAACCUCCCAUGGGACGCUUUCCUACACCGCCGGGUUGUUCAAACGUCUGGGUGAUAUUUUCAAAGAGUACUCUUGGCCUUUUCAACUUCUCGCCUCGUCUGCCUCCGGCCUUAGUACCGAGCCUUUUUCAGAAGGGUCUCGCCAUGCCGGGAGCCUGCCGGAUGACUUAACAUUGCUUGAUUUGCUUCCGCAUUUGAGUCCCGAUGUUGAUUCCUCUCUUUCGCAGGCGGAACUGCUUUUUCACGUCGGGGAAGGGGUCACGGCGAUUCUCAUCGCGACCUUGCGGACGCUCCGGCAGGGAGUGGAUGGUGGGAAUUGCCUUGGCAUCGCGCCCGCCACGCCGCUCGCGCGGAUGGCCGCGGCGCUGCCUUUCCAGUCCACCUCCACCUUCGCGAACGGCCGCGCGGUGAUUCGCCCGGCGGUGGAUCUUCAGAGUUCGUCCUUUUCCAUCAUCGAGGCCAAGGCGUGGGCAGGGCAGUACGCGCUCGUUGGGCUACGCCGCGCUCAUCUCGAGAUGCAAGGACUUUUUUUUAAACUUUUCCACAGCCUCGGGAAAGAAUUAGGAGGUCCUACGAAUGAACUGCCCUCUCGCUCCACCGCGGCAAUUCAGAGACGGCGAUUUCGUGAUUUAAGAUUUUUGUGGGAUAACUGGAAUCGUUCGAUUCAAUGGCAUUAUACAGCAUUUUGGCAACGCCUGGGCCUCAUGUCCACCAAAAGUGUCCAAAACUGCGAUGGCGGUAACCUUAGCGGGGCUGACGAUUCUUUGCCGUCCUUUGAUUUGAAGCAUGACUGUGUAUUUGAUAUUCUGGCUUCGAAUAAGGUCGAUUCAUUAACCGCACCCCAGCAGGCGGCGCUUCGUAUUAUUAAUUAUCUCCAAUCCUUUGACAAGAAGGACUGGUUUCGUUUUCCCGCCUUUGACCUCGCAAAUUUCGACUUUACAAGCAUUGUAUCCUGGAUUCAAAGCCCAAGCUUUGCGCUGAAGUCGAAUCGAGCGGUUUUUGAUGCUCUACGUCGUGUAUUAGAGCAUAUGGUGGAUGUUUGCGUUCGAAAGUACGGACCUCUGCACAAGUUUAGCGAGUGUAUUUCUUCCAUCCGACAGCGGUUGGUUCAUGCAUCCCAAACAGAGGGUCUUUUAUAA